AGCAAAGUAGCGAGUGGGAGGCUCGGUAAGGGUUCAACACUGUGGACGUUUAUUGCUCUUCCAUGUGGAAAUACAUAGUGGUUGUUGGAUUUGGAUUCGGAUGGUCAUGAUGGUUCAGGUUUGAGAACGAGGCUUUUCAGGCAGUUUACCUGACAUUGGGAACAGAUUCAGAUCUGGAGAGGCUUUUAAAUUCCCUUGUAGUCCAUCAAGAUGGAUGAGCAGGCCAAUCCAUUGGAGAGAAACCACUCUCUGUCUGUGGUUCUGCCAGGGGGGCUGGAGAAGAAUGCCACAGUGCAUGGAAGUAAACCAGUGAUGGACCUACUGGUGACCCUUUGUGCAAGUUACCAUCUGAAUCCGUCAGACUACACCGUUGAGGUUCUCUCGACCAACAAGAACAACAUCAGCUUCAAACCAAACUCUCCUAUUGGCUCACUGGAGGCGGAGACGAUUGUGCUGAAGCCCAGAGGGAUGGAGGAAAAGAUCAGGAGGCAGUAUAUGCCUGAGGCAUCUGUGCGUCUGUUGAUCAACUACAAUAAGUCCCAUAAGGCCGUGGUGCGGGUGAAUCCCAGAGUGCCCCUUGAGAUGCUGCUGCCUGUCGUGUGUGACAAGUGCGAGUUUCAAGUUGAAACAACCGUCUUACUGCGAGACUCUCAGUGCCAAGAGCCGCUGGACCUGACCAAGACCUUAAAUGAGCACGGACUGAGGGAAGUGUUUGCCAGAGACGCAGCUGGCCCCCAACACACACCCACCACACCUGAACCAGCUGUCACGCCAACAGUGGUCAUCUCCCCCCCUCCAGUACGAGACGUGGCAACGAAAGAAAAGAAACCGAAGGACAACACAGGAUUCCUCAGCUUAUUCCGAAAGAAGAAACAAGCAGAAAUGGACGGGGCGAGGAGUGCCCCAGCUUCUCCUGGGUGCAACAAACCAGGGGGAGUCAUUAUGAAAGCGCAGGGUGUUUCCACUUUUACCACUCUGCCGACUGAUAUGCCCAAGAAGAGACGAGCCCCUCAGCCGCCCAUGGGUGCAUCCCAGAGCGUCCCAAACAACCUCGCCACCUGUCACGUAGGAGGAUCACAGAGGUCUGCAGAAUGCACCAUCAGGAGUACCAAGAGGAGGGCCCCUCCCCCUCCCGGUGCAAACACCCAGCAGGAGCUGCAUGCACACGCAGAGGUUAAAGGGACUGUAGAUUCCCUAAACACUGUGGAGGAGCUGAGUGAAACCGCUGAGUCACACUCUGUAAACCUAUCACUCCCCUCAUCUUCAUCACCCCAUCAAUCACAUCCACGGUCAUCCUCCUCACGUCCAUCAUUUGCUCAUCUGCACAAAGUGGCUGAUCCAUAUCUCCCUUCGUUUCGAGGGAAAGACAUAUCUGACGCCCGCUCUGCUCUAGCAAAGGUCCUGACAUCCUCUGUGUCCAAAGGAACUCUGACCAAACGUCUGAGGAAAUCUGCCACAUUCACUAAAUCCUACAGUGGCUCCUCCUUUAUGUCUGUGUCUCAGAAGUGUUCUGAUAAUGGGGUUUUCUGUGCAGAACCUGAAUCUGUUCUAACAUCCAACCUCCCUACUGAGAAUGAGUGGGACGAUCCCACCCAGAGGAAAGGAAUGACCACGUUCAAAGUGGUCCCCUUGAAUAAACAGCAGUCCCAUAAUGCUGCACUCACCCCAGACCAAAUAACAGAAGAAGAUAACCCUGAGAUUAGGGGAAAUCUAAACGAGACUGAGGAUCCAUGUUCUCCUGACAGAUCAGUAACUGAAACACCUUUGCAGAGUCCAGAACCCUUUGCUGAGGACAAAACGGAGACUGAAACAACUUCGCAGAGUCCAUACCUGUCUUCUGAGGACAGAUCAGAGACUGAAGCAACUAUUCAGAGUCCAGAUCCCUCUUCUGAAGAUAAGACAGAAACUGAAACACCUUUGCAAAGUCCAGACCCUUCUUCUGAAGACGAGAUAGAAACUAAAACACCUUUGCAAAGUCCAGACCCCCCUGCUGAGGACAAGACAGAGACUGAAGCACCUUUGCAGAGUCCAGAACCUUCUUCAGAAGAGAUUGAGGCUUCUGACAAGCCAGCUUCUCUUCCACCUCCACAUGAUUCAGACUGUUGGGAUAGUCCAGUCUCGUUUCUUUCUGACGUUGGGGACGCGGUUAAAAAGCAAACGGAAAAGGAGGAACCUGAAGUCCCAUGUGAGGCAUCACUAGCAGCACCGGCAGAUUGCCGCGAUGGAGAACUCGGCAGUGACAAUCAGACCAACUCAGCAGACCAGACGGAGUGUCAGAGCCCCAGUGGACAGUCCGUCAGUACAGAAGUGGGCCGUUGUGCUUUGUACUCUUAUGAAAAAGAAGUCAAGGGGGAAGUGGUACAACAAGAGGAGGACUUUUUCCCUCCCCCUCCUCCACCUAUCUUCUUUGAUGAAGACAUGGAGGCCAUAGAGGAGAAGAGAGGAGGUACUAGAGCUUCCUCUCUGCCUUCCAGAUUUGCACAGGCGGUAGCAAUGGCCGUGCAGAGGUCCCGUCUCCAGAGUCAUGGCAAAGGUUCUGGCCCUCCGGCCACCAUUGGUCCACACAGUACACUUCCCUCAUCACCCAGGUCCACAUACCAAUAUGGUGCCUGACUGCUCCCUCUCACGGCGGGGAAUAGAAGUCCUUGUUUAGGGUGAAGCAUCCGAGCGAGGACACCAGUCUCAGUGUUUAAAUCACUUAAACACAAUGUCGGCUGAAUAACAAGACAAACUGCAUCAGUUUUAUGACAACAAGCAGCUGACUUGGUUUGUCUGAUUUAUUUUUUUAUUUGUAUUAUCUCUUUUGUGCAAGACACCUCAUUGUCUCAUUUUACAUUGGACUUCAAGUUCACAGGUUGAACAUAAACAUUUUCUGUUGUCAGUAAGCCAAAUGUACAGGACAUGAGUUGUUGAACCGACAAUGUUUUGUUUUCUUUUUUCUUUUCUUCCUUUUGAAUUUUCAUUGAAGAUGUGCCAAGGCCGGACUCAACGCUGACGUGAGAGCUUUUUAGUUUGUGUUCAUGUAAAACAAAAGAAAUGUACUCGCAGUAAUAUGCUUAUUCUAUGUUUGUGCCAGAAUUAGUUUUUUUUUUUUUUUUCCUGAGGGUGUACAUUUGUGUGCUUCAUGACAUUUAUAAUGCAGUAAAACUCAUGAACUUAGUUUCAGACUGGUUUGUUGUUCAGUCACCAGGUGGCAGAAGAGCAUUAUUUCCACAAAAAAAAAAAAGGGAAUAUCUUGACAAUGUCCAUUUGUGAGGUCUUCUUUAUCAUGAGUUCUGGUGGAUGUAUUACAAGUGACACACUUUUUAUAAUUUUUAAUGAAAAAAGCAGUAGUAUAUUGUUUUCUUAUUACUCAGGAAUGUUAACAUAAAACCAUAUUCUAAUAUUUAAUUACCAAUAAACGUCUUAGUAAUUCUUUCCAUCUCUGCCAAAUCAAUUUCGAGGAAUAAAAAACAGUGCCUUUUAUAUGAUUAAUGGGGACAUGAGAAUUUUUGCAAUUUCCAGCAACAACACCCAAAACCAUCCUUGGAAGCAUCACUUUUAUGCCAAGCAUCUAAACACCUUCCUGAAUAAACUUAGUCCACUUUG
Messenger RNA from Etheostoma cragini (Arkansas darter), 3588 nucleotides. It is a transcript of the gene cobll1a, whose product is annotated as cordon-bleu WH2 repeat protein-like 1a. Gene Ontology annotation, molecular function: actin monomer binding. The coding region runs from base 211 to 2613 and encodes 800 amino acids. The record is from RefSeq and is a predicted model, not a curated record. The transcript is spliced from 10 exons. Lineage: Eukaryota; Metazoa; Chordata; Actinopteri; Perciformes; Percidae.